AUGGCUACAGCCGUGGAUACUUCAUUGCCGACGCUUCUCGCAAGUCUAACUUCCUCCCUCGAGUCUGCUUCCACCGCGCUGCCAGAAUCCGCCGCAGCGCUCCCGCCGCAGGAUGGUAUAUCUCUACUUGACGUCAAGAACGAGCUGCUGCUCUCAUACCUCCAGAACUUGGUGUUCCUCAUCCUCUUGAAGAUCAGAAAUGCCUCCAGCGCAGCGACAGGGAGCGCCGAAACGGGCGAAAGCCUCGAUGAUGAGGUGGUUAAGAAGCUAGUGCAGCUACGACUCUAUCUCGAGAAAGGCGUACGGCCCCUCGAAGGCCGCCUAAAAUAUCAAAUCGACAAGGUCGUCCGAGCUGCCGAAGACGCUGACCGCUCAGCGUCCCACAAACCUAGCAACGGCGUCGCUAAACCCUCUGCACGCGAACUGAAACCGGACGCCCAUGGCGAGUCAGACGAAGAGUCAGACGAGGAAGCCAACGAUGCCGAGUCAGCCAACGCGCCUGCAGCAGAUAUUGACGAACUCUCAUACCGCCCCAAUCCCGCAGCCUUCCAGCGUCCCAAACCCGCCGCGGCGGUGCAACGCACAGCUGCCACCCCAGCCAACGAUGGCGUAUAUCGCCCUCCACGGAUUACUGCCACCGCUAUGCCCACCACUCGCGGUCGCGAAGAACGAGGGCCUCGCAAGCCAGCCAAGUCCGCCACGAUGGACGAGUUCAUCGCCACCGAGCUCUCCACGGCACCCGUUGCGGAGCCCAGCAUAGGCAGCACGAUCACCUCAGGCGGCCGCCGCACCAAGUCACAGCGCGAGCGGGACGAAGACGCCGAGAGGCGCGCGUACGAGGAGACCAAUCUCGUGCGUUUGCCGAGAGAAAGCAAGAAGGAGAGGGCGAAGAAGGGGAAUAGAGGACGGGAAGGCGGGUAUGGCGGGGAGGAGUGGCGGGGUCUAGGGGCUGGGCUGGAUCGGAUAGACAAGUUGACGCAGAGGAAGGGCGGAACCGGCGGCGCGCUUGAGAGGAGUAGGAAGAGGCCGGUGGAGGAUGGGCCGAGGGGGAGUGGGGCGCAGAUUGGGGAGAGGUUUGAGAAGAGGAGGAAGAUGGUUGCGAGGAAUACGAGGAGAUGA
Molecule: messenger RNA, 1119 nt
Organism: Coniosporium apollinis CBS 100218
Lineage: Eukaryota; Fungi; Ascomycota; Dothideomycetes
Exons: 1
Coding region: 1-1119 (372 amino acids)
Biological process (GO): maturation of SSU-rRNA from tricistronic rRNA transcript (SSU-rRNA, 5.8S rRNA, LSU-rRNA)
Cellular component (GO): small-subunit processome; nucleolus
Source: RefSeq, a predicted model, not a curated record